ACAUGACUUUCGCACUGUGAUUGGCUCGCAAAAGAGGAGUGCAACAUGUUGGCCAAUCUCUUCACCCUGGGAUUCCUUCUGGUCCAGCUCAUCCUUCCGCCCGUCCUGGGAUUCUCGGAGGAGUACGAGUCGGCCAACUGCUCCGAUCCCUCGACCGACUUGACGUCCUGUGGCCGCUUCAGUCCGAACGGAUGCUGCGCCAAGGGGUGUGUGAGGAACCUCCGCGGGAGGUGCGUCCAGGAGGAGUGCACCGCGUCCUGGAACGCCUGGCUCAAGAGGCCCGUGACCAUGAGCUGCUACUUCCACUGGUUCCUGCUGAUCUUCGCCGGGAUUAUCAUCGUCGUGAUGCUGUGCCUGGUGGUGUGCAACGUGGGCUUCGAGGUGCGGCGCUGCCUUCGCCGGCAGAGAAUCGAGAGAUUCAGGCGCUUCAGGGACCUGAGCGGAGUCUCCAUCGGAUCCACUCAGUGCUAGGACACGUGUGAGCAUCCAGGGCCUUGAGCACAAGGAGCGGGAGAAGGGGGAAAGGGGGAAAGGGAAGUAGCCGAGGGAUUUACCAUAAUCUGCAAUACAUUAGCGGCAGCUUUGCUCUGGAUUCCAAUUCAAUUCUUUGGGUAUCCCGGCCAAAGCCAUGUAAAUUACGAUUCGCCACCUCGGAAAUCCUAUUAGUAGUUAAAACCUGAUUAGGAAAUACUUGCGGCCGAGAUUCGGGCCCACACUUGCCGGGAGCGGAUAAUAACAAAUGGCUCGCAUGCGGCAUGCGGAAUGCUUUGUGGCAUUGUGGCCCUUCGGGGUGACAACUCCAGUCGAAGGUGGAGCUCGCACUCAGAUGGCGAUGGAGUCGAGUCAAAGGUGCAAUAACCCAACCGACGGGGCACAUAAAACUAAAUGGCUGCGGGUUGCGUUGCCAGUCCCCUAGCCUCCCCCAAUUGCCCCUCUGCCCUCUUGGAGCUCAGUAGCUAUUGCGGUGGAGAUAACACCCAUAAGGGUACACUCAAGGACAUGUGAGAAGGAGCGGGGAAUGAAGUUGUAUCAACUCAGUUAAGUAUAUUUUUAAAGAAUUUCGAAAA
Molecule: messenger RNA, 1067 nt
Organism: Drosophila ficusphila
Lineage: Eukaryota; Metazoa; Arthropoda; Insecta; Diptera; Drosophilidae
Exons: 1
Coding region: 46-471 (141 amino acids)
Source: RefSeq, a predicted model, not a curated record